This is a messenger RNA of Wallemia mellicola CBS 633.66, 1382 nucleotides long. Its product is annotated as P-loop containing nucleoside triphosphate hydrolase protein. The transcript has 2 exons. Bases 25 to 1308 code for a protein of 427 amino acids. The record is from RefSeq and is a predicted model, not a curated record. Gene Ontology annotation, biological process: mRNA splicing, via spliceosome; mRNA export from nucleus. Gene Ontology annotation, molecular function: ATP binding; RNA helicase activity; RNA binding. NCBI's taxonomy places the organism in Eukaryota, Fungi, Basidiomycota, Wallemiomycetes, Wallemiales, Wallemiaceae.
CCGACAACCAACUUGAAAUAAAAAAUGGCUGAUAACGAAGAUCUCAUCGAUUACGAAGAAGAAGAAGUCGCACCACAACAGCAGCAGCAACAACAACCUACCGAACAAGCUGACGCGAAGGAUAAGAAGGGUUCUUACGUUGGUAUCCACUCAACUGGUUUCAGAGAUUUCUUAUUGAAGCCUGAGUUAUUACGUGCCAUUUCAGAUUUAGGUUUCGAACACCCUUCUGAAGUACAACAAGAGUGUAUUCCACAAGCUAUUUUGGGUAUGGACGUUGUCUGUCAAGCUAAGAGUGGUAUGGGUAAAACUGCAGUUUUCGUUUUAGCUUCUUUACAACAAGUUGAACCAGUAGAUGGUGAAGUUUCCGUUAUCGUUUUAUGUCACACUAGAGAAUUAGCCUACCAAAUUAAGAACGAAUACGGUAGAUUCUCAAAGUACGUACCAAACAUCAGAACCUCUGUUUUCUUCGGUGGUGUCCCAAUCACUACUGAUCAAGAAACCUUGAAGAACAAGGAGAAAUGUCCACACGUUAUCGUCGGUACUCCAGGUAGAAUAAAUGCUUUAGUUAGAGAUGGUAGUCUCAAGGGAUCUGCUAUCAAGCAUUUCGUUUUAGAUGAAUGUGACAAAAUGUUAGAACAAUUAGAUAUGAGAAGAGACGUACAAGAAAUUUUCAAGGUUACACCACACCACAAGCAAGUUAUGAUGUUUUCAGCUACUUUAUCAAAGGAAGUUAGACCAGUUUGCAAGAAAUUCAUGCAAUCACCUUUAGAAAUCUACGUUGACGAUGAAACCAAGUUAACAUUGCAUGGUUUACAACAACAUUAUGUUAAACUUUCGGAAUCAGCUAAAAACCGUAAAUUGAAUGAUCUCCUUGAUUCAUUGGAUUUCAACCAAGUUGUCAUUUUCGUAAAAUCGACACUUAGAGCUAAUGAAUUGGAUAAGCUCCUCAGAGAGUGUAAUUUCCCAUCCAUUUGUAUCCACUCCAGAAUGAGUCAAGAGGAGAGAAUAGCAAGAUACACCAAGUUCAAGCAAUUUGAGACAAGAAUCUUGGUUGCAACUGAUAUCUUUGGUAGAGGUAUUGAUGUAGAAAGAGUCAACAUUGUUAUCAACUAUGAUACGCCAACAGAUGCUGACUCAUACCUUCACAGAGUUGGUAGAGCAGGAAGAUUUGGUACGAAAGGAUUAGCGAUCACGUUCGUUUCACAAGAUGAAGAUGAUGAGGUCCUCAAGGCGAUUCAAUCUAGAUUUGAAGUUGCAAUCCCAGAGUUGCCUGAAACCUUGGAAGCAUCUACAUAUAUGACUUCAUAAGAAAGAAAAAAGAGUAAAAUGGGCUUUAACUUGUAAUAAUUUAAUGUUUUAUUGCUAAUAAGAAGAGUGUAGUG